Messenger RNA from Lichtheimia ornata, 549 nucleotides. RefSeq names its product ADP-ribosylation factor-like protein 1. Gene Ontology annotation, molecular function: GTPase activity; GTP binding. Bases 1 to 549 code for a protein of 182 amino acids. Gene Ontology annotation, cellular component: Golgi apparatus; cytoplasm. NCBI's taxonomy places the organism in Eukaryota, Fungi, Mucoromycota, Mucoromycetes, Mucorales, Lichtheimiaceae. Gene Ontology annotation, biological process: vesicle-mediated transport; intracellular protein transport. The transcript has 6 exons. The record is from RefSeq and is a predicted model, not a curated record.
AUGGGUGCAUUGUUCAGCAAGAUACUAGGUCGAUUAUGGGGCGAAAAAGAAGUACGGAUACUGAUCCUUGGUUUGGAUGGCGCUGGUAAAACCACCAUUCUCUACCGUCUACAGAUUGGAGAAGUAGUAACGACUAUCCCCACUAUUGGAUUCAAUGUCGAGACCGUAUCCUACAAGAAUAUCAAGUUCCAAGUAUGGGAUCUAGGUGGCCAAACGAGUAUAAGACCCUACUGGCGAUGCUACUAUGCCAAUACCGAUGCUGUGAUCUAUGUGGUGGACAGCGUGGACAAGGAUCGUAUGCAAACAUCCAAGGAGGAAUUACAUGCCAUGUUGGAGGAAGAGGAACUUAAGGAUGCCGCUCUCCUUGUUUUCGCCAACAAGCAAGAUAUGGAAGGUGCUCUGUCAGCAGCUGAAGUUGCCGAUGCUUUGGGUCUCUCGACUUUGAAGAACCGACAAUACUCUAUCUAUAAGACAAGCGCUAUCAAAGGUGAAGGCCUUACUGAUGGAUUGGAUUGGCUUGUUAACAUCAUCCAGGAAAACAAGCAAUAG